Branchiostoma floridae (Florida lancelet) is the source of this 2002-nucleotide messenger RNA. RefSeq names its product tripartite motif-containing protein 3-like. NCBI's taxonomy places the organism in Eukaryota, Metazoa, Chordata, Leptocardii, Amphioxiformes, Branchiostomatidae. Gene Ontology annotation, biological process: protein polyubiquitination; negative regulation of translation; proteasome-mediated ubiquitin-dependent protein catabolic process. The transcript has a single exon. The record is from RefSeq and is a predicted model, not a curated record. Gene Ontology annotation, molecular function: ubiquitin protein ligase activity; protein binding; translation repressor activity. Bases 22 to 1221 code for a protein of 399 amino acids.
UCCCAUUCACAGACACCAAACAUGGCGGCCGCUUCAGUAGGAAAAGAGAUUAUAGAGUUGUCAACUUUCAACACAGUGGAUGACUUAACAUGCAGUAUUUGCUUGGAUCUGUUCACGGUACCCAAGAAGCUACCAUGCGGUCACAUCUUCUGUGAGGACUGUCUUUUUGAACACGCUGCGGUGCAGGUACCCUUCCUUUGCCCACUCUGUCGGUCAACCAUCAAAAUACCUCUCAAAGGUAUACCCGACUUGCCUAAUGGUCGUCUGGAUCUAGAUGUUUGUGAUAGAAUCAAAGAGUUCCAGAAACCUGAAGAAGAAAAGUGGAUCGAAUGCAGGUCGUUUGGCGGAACUGGGUCGCAAAGGGGAAAAUUUCGCGGGCCUCGCGGUUUGGCUGUGUCAGACAGAGGUGAGAUCUUCGUAGCGGACUACAGAAACAAGAGGAUUCAAGUCUUUGACUUCCAGGGAACAUUCCUCAGCUAUUUCUACACGGUACUGCCAGAAGAGGAACUCUACCCGUAUGGUCUUACACUGGACAGUGGAGGAAAUAUAUGGGUCGUCGGGAGAGCGUCAGGAAAACCAACGCCUGCCUCCAUGUCGUCUUCGUUGGCCAUGUUAGGCUACUGCGGUAUGACUACAUACUCUAGCCAAUACGAAAGAGAGCUUUCAUCAUCAUCUACUUCUCGUGACUUUGCCGCGCUGUAUACCAGACAGGGUCGGUAUUUGAUCCACUUCGACAUCCAGAAGACAAAGUGGGCGGCGAGAGGAGUCGCCAUGGAUACAAAAGAGAACAACGUUAUCGUUACAAAAGUUGCUGAGAAUGGUAACAGUGUGAUACAGGUUUUCAAGCAGAAUGGGACACUUUUGAGAACUGUUGGUGAUGAACAGGGAAUGGAGUACCCACACUACGUCACCGUGGACAAGGAAGGAAGGGUUCUGGUCUCAGACAGUGCUGGUCCAUAUGUCUAUGUGUAUGACCAGGAAGGGGAGUUUCUCUUCAAGUUUGGAGGGUGGGGAGAGGGGGAGGGUCAGCUAAACCGACCCCAUGGUAUCUGCACGGACAGUUUAGGACGCAUCUUUGUAGCAGACAGUGGUAAUGACCGCGUGGACAUGUUUGACAGUAGUGGAGAGUUUCUGUCCCACGCUAUUUCUGACAUAAAGCAGCCACUGGCUGUAGCCACGACUAGGAGGGGAAAUCUUAUUGUUUCUAACAGUGAAAUGUAGUUACUGUUUACCACAACUAAAAGACAUUCCAAAACGACAGUCAGACAAGACAUGUUUAACAGUAGUGGUGGGUUUCUCUCCCACUCCAUUACUGCUAUAAAACAGCUUUUACCAAGACGAGAAGGAGGAAUCUUGUUGUAUAUAUCUAACAGUGAAUAUGUAGUUACGGUUUUCCACAAGUAAUUUUGCGGUGGAUUUAAGUUCGCGGAAGCGACAUAGACUGUAGUCACAUACUAUGAUUGAAAAAUGUUCCCGGUGGUUUUGAUUAUAAGUUCGCGAUGAAGUGGCCACAGCGAAAAACGCAAACAUUUCUGCAUUUACAGAAAUUUCUUUCCCUGGAUCUAGCGUAAUAUGUAACUCUGUUGCAAAUAGCAUCAGUGUAUCAAGAAAACUUUCGUAAUCUAUCAUAGGUACAUAUACGCAUGUUACCUUCCACAUUAUAGUUUAAUGUUUAAAUGUGCAAUAUGCAUACGAUCAUAAUUAAUAUUGUAACGCUGUCUGGUUCGAAUUUUUGUGCGAGAAAAUAACACAACUGCGUGGCCCAAUUCCUCUGUGGAUAGGCAUUCUCUUAAUCACUGAAGAAUGAUUUUUUUCCCCACAGACAAUGACUUAGGCUUCUGCAUUUCUUUACCAGUAUCAAAGGUGACAUAGCAGACCUUUGACCCGUGUUUGUAUGAUCCAUAUUUCAUGUGAUCGCAUGACAUGUAUUGUAUGUUAAAGGUCGUAGAACACCGCAUUUAUGGGCGACCCCCCUUUUGUGGUCAAAAGUAGGUCGGGCACA